Chaetomium fimeti is the source of this 4632-nucleotide messenger RNA. RefSeq lists its product as uncharacterized. The transcript is spliced from 4 exons. The coding region runs from base 1 to 4632 and encodes 1543 amino acids. Lineage: Eukaryota; Fungi; Ascomycota; Sordariomycetes; Sordariales; Chaetomiaceae. The record is from RefSeq and is a predicted model, not a curated record.
AUGGAACGACAGAGAGCAUUGCUGUCUCCCGUCUUUGAGGAGCAAUUGGGUGCAUCCGCGAUACCAGCACUGGUGGUGCACGUCGAUAUCCGCUUCACGGACCCCGUCAUCCGGUCCAGGUACUGCCGCAGCUACGCCAGCUCAAAAACGUUCGAAGCCACCAACAGGAUAUGUCGCGGCCUCGUGCGCCGCAUUGAGCGCUGCUCCGAGGAAUUCAUCACCCGGAAAGACUCGGGCGCGCUGGAAAUGUUCAAGGACGACACCUACGAACGCAAGAGAGGGAUGGGCGAGUGGGCCGAGCGAACUUAUCGGUCUUACCAAAAACAGCCCCUAACCGUUGCGCAUACAAAGGAGGUCGCGUUGGCCGUCCAUUGGAUGAUUGGGCUCUUCUUGCGCCGUCACGACGAAAGCUUCCAGUGGCUCGACUGCCCAGCGCCCGAGCUUGAUCCAGAAGGAAGUGAGACUGCAGUCCCUUCCCGGGAUGGUCCGCUCUCCAUUUUGUCCGUACCAAGAUCCCGCUUCGUCGAAGCCUCUCAGGUCUUCGAGUUCGUCCCCGGAUACAGCAUCGAGAUCUACUUCCGAAGUAGGAAUCCGCACCGGCGGGUCCCCACGUUCGAGAGGAGGACAAGAGUCACCAGCAUCCAAACCACGCCGUUGACUCUGUUCCUCAGCGAGGACAUGCUAUGGAAAGCAUUGCAGUUUGCCAACCAGGCACUGGAUUCGAAAAAGCGGCAGUUUGACGACCACCUCCGAAAUCACAGGGAGCUCGGCUCCACUCAUCUCGAGGAUGACACACUUGAGCUUAGUCUCCGAGUACAAAACCACCUCGGACCUGCAUAUGACCACGUACAGAGAAGCAUCAAAAGCAAGCUCGCGCUGUUUCGGGACCCGGGCGCCGAAGACUGUGCGACCUUCCUCUCUAAUGUCGAGGGGUAUUUGUCGCAUAUUCGGGACGAGGCCGAUGCGAUAUUGAGCGGCACAAACGACUUCGAAGUCCGCAUCGCCGAACUCAAGGGCGUGGGUUGGACGCUGCGAGAACCGGCCAAGUUUGCUCUCGGCCCCUCGGCCUCGUACGGCCGCCGGACCAUCCAAGCAGCGCUGGACCGCAUUCAGACCGGUGUCGGGGAUGUCAUCCGCGGCCACAACAUUGCCAUCCACCUCAGCGCCCACAAGCGAGGACACCUUGUCUUGGACAAGGCUAUCGUCGCCCACGAGAAGCACGGGAACCCGAGGGAAACCUUUUUCUCGCACGAGGACGCGCAGGCGGCCUUUGUUGGGAGGCUGAAAGCCCGGGUCCAGACGGACAUCGACAAGAUAUUCGAAGACUCGUGUUCCAUCGACGACAUCCCCGAGGAUGACGACGACUACUUCCUUGCCCGGCCUGUCACCCCUGUCACCCCCCCAUCCCCAAGCCAUUCGCCACCGUCAGCAAAGUCCUCUCCAGCAAAGCAGCCUGCGCUGGGCGUCCUGCAAAGUUCACCGAAAUCGCGCUCCCGUCGGUUAUUCUCGUUGUCUCGCCGAUCCACAGAAUCCAUGCGGUCGAUUGAUUAUCUCAAGAAAGCGGCUCGCGAUCUGUUUUCGCACGAUAGCAGGUCAGGUUCUGUGGUCAGCGAAGAGACACCGGAGCCGCAUGGGGUAGGAUCGCCUGUGGCCGAUUCCCAAGGGCUGUUGUUAGCUGCAGCAGAGCUAAAACCUAAACGAUCGUUCUCGCUGUUCAAACGGAGGCGCCCUUCCACUGUUCGCGUCAGCAACGCCUCGACACUUGUCGAAGUGCGGACCGCAGAGGGCGGCAGUCUCGAUGGCCAGAAUGACAAGGAGCCCAAGAUCGGACAGCCGCGAUCCGUAGAGAGCCGUUCUGGCGAGUCUAUGACGUCUGGAGAGGAGGAGGCGGAGGCGAGUUCUAGAGCUGCUCUGACAAGGACUCUCCCUGUGGAAACACUCUCAGCUUCUGGCCUGGGUAUCGGCCUUGCUAUCCAUCAACCUAAAGCACCAUCAACGGAGAACAAAGACGCACCGGCAGCUACCCAUCAAAAGCAACUGGGCAGAAUGGACACUCCCGAGUUCAUCGACGCUCGGGAGUACGUCGUCAGCCCGGCUUCUGAGGACGUCGCCCGGUCGGGGCUCUCGGGUGCCCUAACCAGAGUAGCGAGCCCGAGAGAGGACGAUGAGUUCUCCACGGCACCGUCAACCCCCGAACUGAGCACGGGAGCUUCGUCACCGAGGCACAGCGUAUUGAUAACUCCGGAGUGCCUACGGACUAAAUCCGGGACGAAGGAUCCUGCUCUGCAAGACCUUUACCCGGUCCCGCCCGCUGCCCCUGCGUCGGACUCCCCCACCUCUGAGUCCGAAAUCCGGGGGUCGGGCCCGAGCGAGAAGCCACCGGCCCGCGCCCCAGGCGUGCCUGCGUCUGGACAGUGCGAAGCCGCCACAGGGCCUGCCGAUAGGCUGGACGCCUCGCCGUCCGAGCCCGAGGCCUGCGUCGGCGAAGUGCCCGCCGGGAGCGAACUCGGCGCCGGUCGCGGUGCCGAGGCGGGCUCUGGGGGGGAUAGUGUCGCUGGGGAAGAGGGUGUGGAUGCGGAGAAGGCCUCGAAGAGGACUGCCGGACCUGACGUGGAUGACGGAGAGGGUGGUGUCGGUGAUCAAGACGCUGAUGGCGGACCCGGUCUAGGUACCGAAGAGCUCGACAAGAAGCUCCCCGCUUCCGAGAACGUGACCGCUGAAGACGUCGGUCCCGUCGGCGAGACAGAGGAUGCUUGCAGUCCUGUUGACGCUGACGCCCGGGCACCCGAGGCUGUCGAUUCGGAGAAGACCCGCGGUCCCGAUUCCCACACCGAAGUCCAUGUUGAGCCCGAGACCGAGAUCUCGGACGAGAUUGUCUCCGUGGCUGAUGCCGAUCCUGCACCGCGUGCGGUUAGUGCCGAAGCUGAGGCUGACUUCUCGGGCCCGGGUACGCUUCCCAAGCUUGCCCACGACGCCGAAGCCGCCGCGGCGGAUCUAGUUGUCCCUGUACCGGCCGGUCCCGCGACCGAGGGAGAUAUCGAACUCGGUCCCACACCUAACGGGCCCGAGAUCUCUGUUGAUCAGCUCGGGAAUGGUCACAUCGCCGGGGACUCGGAUCAAAAAUCCCCACUCAAAGAGGAGGAGCAGGUUGCCGUGUCCGACCUCGGAAGUGAGACAUCACUGGACGGGAACGGGAUCAAGGAGGACCUGAGCCCGGUUUCGGCCGAAUCUGAUGCCACCGGAAGUUCCAAAGAUGGUGUCACCGUUGAAGCCGAGGAAUGCAUAUCGGUUCCAGUGCUGCCUGGAUUGCCUGGUCAGAACAUUGAUGGUGGGGCGCACGACAAGUCCACAGAUGACCCGAUCGGGGCCGAGGCUGCGGGCCGUGGCGCUCUCGACGGAUGCGAGGGCGAGUCAGUUAUGGAUCCGAGCGUGACUGGAGCUGCCGAAGCCGAAUCAUCGAAGCUAGGUAGCGGUGAAGACAUUGAGACGGAAUCGAACCCGGUGCCGACGGUGACCCUCGAUGGGCGAAAUGCCGGUGAGCGGCCUGCGGAGCAAUCCGUAACGGCCCCGGCUGGCCCCGAGGUUGUUAAACCGGAGACCCCGAACGGUGUUGUCAGCCAGGCUGUCGGACAGGAACUUUCGCGAGAUGUGGAUUCCUCGUCUGACGGUAUUGGCGGGAAGGAUUCUUAUGAGUCCGAACCUUGCUCUGAUGCCACGGUCGGAAAUGGUGACCUUCGCAAAAAGUCAUUCGGGCCCGAAGCUGAGAUUGACGCGACCCGCGCUGGCCCUGAAGUCGGAGACCGUCGUGUUUGCGCCGACCGAGGAACCCCGGCGCCGGAUUCCCAUGGCAGCAAACACGCCGCACCGGCAACCUCCGUCGACAGCCUCGCGCCCCACCGUUCCGAGACAUCGGGUUCGUCGACAGGGGCUGCUCGGUCCCGCUCCGCGGUUGGUUUUGGUAUCUCCGGCGAGACCCCUGAGCCCGCUCGGAACCCGGCAUCAACACAACAACCAGCAAAAGCGAAACCCCAUGUCGCCCCCAUCCCCGACCUCUCCAAACUCCCCAAACACUUCCCCGCCCGGACCCGAACCAGCCUCUCGUCCGACGCAGCCUCCUUCAUCGGCAGCACGAUCCGCGACUCGGUCGACACCAUCCGGCCGUCGACGGACGAAGUCCAACCCGCCGCUUCCCCCCUCCUCGCUGAGCAGCCGCACACCAGCAGCAGCAGCAGCGGCGGCGGCGGCGGCGGCCGUUCCAAGACGGCCGGCUACCUCGGCAUCGGCCUCCGCGAGUCGCGCCGAGUCGAGGUCGGGCUGCGCGGCGCGCUGGGGGAUGUCGGGCCUCGUCGGCGAAGGAGCCUGCCGCUGCAGCAUUUGUUGUUACCGGGUGGUGGGGAGGUGGGGGGUGGUGGUUCGGCUGCUGCGGCGGCGAGGUCGGUGUCGAGUGGGCCGGCUGGGAAGGCGGGUGAUUCGAGGAAGGCUUUGAGGAAGGGGAUGGGGAGCGGGGAGGAGGUGGAUGGGGAUGGGGAUGAGUAUGAGUAUGAUAGUGGGCGGUCGGCGGUGCCUAGUUUGAUGAUGUUGCUUGCGGGGGCGGUGGCGAUUGGGAAGAUGUUGAAGGGGCCUGGUCAAUGA